AUGUACGAUAAAUGCUACGUGUGGCAAGCAGAUAACUUCUGUGGUGAAAAGGCAUGGCGUUUUUUGAUUCAACUCAAUCAAAACAGCUCAUUAGUACUGAUGCAACUGUUACGUCAAUCGAAUUUGGUGAAGAAAGUACCGAAAAUAUGCGAGGAAUGGAAAACAGGGAAUGGAUAUGCGACCGCACGGCACGGCGAACGUGCUUCGGCCCAUCGUCGUGAUGUGGCUUCUUCACACACUUCACGCAAUACUUGUUCAUUUGAUUCGUUACUUCUGUUCUUCACCUAUUCUAUACCUAGUCUCACUUAUGCUCUCUUCAAAUAUUGCUUCAUUUAG
Anisakis simplex (herring worm) is the source of this 336-nucleotide messenger RNA. NCBI's taxonomy places the organism in Eukaryota, Metazoa, Nematoda, Chromadorea, Rhabditida, Anisakidae. The record is from the annotation of a GenBank genome assembly.